UUAAUUUGUUGUUACAAAUGUUAUUUUACCUGUUAAUUCAUCCUGCGCACGUCAACCUCAACACUUGGAUUGUUUUUACAUUGUUUUAUGGUUCUUUUUUAGUAACAAUUGUGUUGCUAUAAAAACAAGCCCAAAUUUUCUGUUCAAUUAGCAAGUUUCAUUUCUGUCUUUUAUUGGGGGUAUUUUUUUUGCUAAGUGUUACCUAACACCUUAAAGGGGGAAAAAAAAAAGAAGUGAAAGUUUAGUUUUAAUUCGUCUGCAGAAAUCCAAAAGGGAAUAUUGGAAUUUUGAGCUGUUUUUUUUACUUCUUCUAAUGCAAUUGGAUUUAAUUGCAUCUCCUUAAUAUAUCACAUACCCCUGGGUAAAUAUGACAUGCUGUGGGAUUAUUACACAUUUGGGUCGUUUAGAAAAUAGUGGCUGUUUACACUGUUGCUGCUUCAUUAAUGCAACAUAACCCCAAAAAAAAAAAAAUGAAAAAGUUUGAUGAAAAAGAAAUUUGACAAUCAUGAAUGUAAAUUUUCUUGCCAGUGUUGUGUUGCUGGUUUAAUCCCAUGUUAUUUUAGUAUAUUGCAUAGGUUUGUUUAUUUCUGUUAACAUACAGCUGUGGUAGCCCUGUACACACCUUGUGUGUGUGUGAUGUUGUGGUUAUGUGUUUAUAUACAGCCCUUGGAAUUUACAUUUGCAAAUCUUCAUUUGACACUUUGGAAAUGUUUGUCCUUAGCAGGAGAGAGAGAGAUGGAGGAUAUGUGUACAAGUGUUAGAACAGGAGGUUGAGCUCCUCACACAGAGAAAAUGAUGUUAGAGGCUGCCCUGUGGAUUAGGACUAAAUUGCCCUUGUUUUACAGUUUGCAUGUAAAAGCAGCCCACCCCAAAAAAAGUCAGAAAAGUGGGUUUAUUUUUCAAGUUUAGUAUCAGCCCUCCCUUCAAACAAGUCCCCCUCCCCACACAUACAUUUUGACAGUGACUAAUAUAAAAAUAUUUCGGUAUAUGAGAAAAAAAAGUUUACACCCCUGCUAAAUCCCCAAAUGCCAGAAUAACAUCCCAGAUUAUCAUGCUUGUCUCCUAUCUACAUAGUAAAGGAGGGCAGCAAUGGAAAUGGUCGCAGUGAUACAUGUGUCCUGUGCUGGGGAAUAUGGACUGACAAACAGCUUUUAGGGAGGCAACAGGGACCUGUCUCUGGUGUGGCCAAUGCAGAGAGGAUGUGGGGGAGCUGAGUUAUUGGGGAGAUGUCCCUGGCUGGGGAGGAUGAAGUCUGCCUGUGAUCUACUUACCGCUGUCACCUUUUAACACAAAUAUCCUUGUUGUAAGUGAAAUAAAAGAGCAUCCAGGGGAGAGGGGGCAAGAGAGAGAGAGUGAGGCUGCUGUUCUGUAAUAUUUGGCCAUUAUUUGGCGCCCUGCUUUUUAAAUGGGAUCCACCAAUGCCCACACAUUGUUGCUGUGUUUGGUUGUUAGAGCCUGCGUGCUGCUGAUUCACAGAGCCGAGUCCAUGCGAACUGCCAUCUGAUCCCACUCUUAUCAAUGAAGCAAGAGAUCAUGGCGGAUGGCCCCAGGUGUAAGAGGCGAAAACAAGCAAAUCCGAGGAGGAAAAACGGAGGACUUAUCUUGCACAUUGACUCAGAUGAGCAGGACAUUUACCCUCUUCCAGAACAAGACCAAAAUAUUUGUAGGAGAAAAGAAGCAAGUCAUAGUAGUUUUGACUUAUGACAAUGUAGUAGAUACGGGUUCAGAGACUGAAGAGGAGGACAAACUCCACAUUGCUGAAGAUGACAGUAUUACAACCACAUUGGACCAGGAAACAAGUCCAGCCAGCAUGCUCAACCACGAGACUUCUCCCCAAGCCAACCAAGCACUAUUGCCAAGAGACGAAGAGGAAGAUGAAUUGAGGGAAAGAGGAAUGGACCAUAAUUGGCACAACAAUGUUAUUCUGAAAGCCUCUGUAGAUGGUUCUGAUGACAUGAAGGAGGAUUACGACACCUUGGGGCCACAAGUCACGCAUGUAACCACUAUUAACAACGGUACAGUGAAGAAUCCAAAUUGCACUUCAGAUUUUGAGGAAUAUUUCGUUAAAAGAAAAAUGGAUGCUGGAGACAGCAACGGAGUCAGCAUAGCAGAGUACUUGCAGCGGAGUGAUACGGCUAUCAUUUACCCAGAAGCCCCUGAAGAACUUUGCCGCCUGGGAACACCCGAGGCCAACGGACAUGAGGAAAAUGACCUGCCACCUGGAACUCCAGAUGCUUUUGCCCAGCUGCUGACCUGUCCCUACUGCGAACGGGGCUACAAGCGCUUGACAUCGCUGAAAGAGCACAUCAAAUACCGCCACGAGAAGAACGAGGAGAACUUUUCGUGCCCUCUGUGCAGCUACACAUUUGCCUACCGCACCCAGCUUGAACGGCAUAUGGUGACUCACAAGCCAGGCAGAGAUCAGCACGAAAUGUUGACCCAAGGUGCCGGCAAUCGCAAGUUCAAAUGCACAGAGUGUGGUAAAGCUUUCAAAUAUAAACACCAUCUGAAGGAGCACCUGCGAAUUCACAGUGGUGAAAAGCCCUAUGAGUGCCCAAACUGCAAGAAACGUUUCUCCCACUCGGGUUCAUACAGUUCCCACAUAAGCAGCAAAAAAUGCAUUGGCCUAAUAUCGGUAAAUGGCAGAAUGAGAAACAACAUGAAGACAGGUUCAUCCCCCAAUUCAGUAUCUUCUUCUCCUACCAAUUCAGCCAUAACUCAACUACGACACAAGUUGGAGAACGGUAAACCACUGGGUAUGUCUGAACCAUCAGGCUUACUGAAAAUCAAAACAGAAUCAUUAGAUUACAAUGAUUAUAAACUUUUAAUGGCAGCCUCACAUGCAUUUAAUGGUGCUCAUCCAUUCAUGAAUGGUGGUCUUGGUGCAACCAGCCCACUGGGAAUCCAUUCCUCAGCUCCAAGUCCAAUGCAGCACUUAGGUGUAGGAAUGGAAUUGUCAUUACUUGGAUACCCUUCCAUUAACAGUAACUUAAAUGAGGUGCAGAAAGUUCUAGAAAUUGUGGACAAUACAAUUUCUAGGCAGAAAAUGGAAUGCAAGCCAGAAGAAAUUACAAAACUGAAGGGCUAUCAUAUGAAGGAUGGAGGACCUCAACCAGAGGAUCAAGGAGUUACAUCUCCUGGUAACCCUCCAGUAGGUCUUCCAGUAGUUAGUCAUAAUGGUGCCACUAAAAGUAUUAUUGACUAUACUUUAGAGAAGGUUAAUGAAGCCAAAGCAUGUUUGCAGAGCUUGACGACAGAUUCAAGGAGGCAGAUUGGUAAUAUUAAGAAAGAGAAGUUACGUACGUUGAUCGAUCUUGUAAGUGAAGAGAAGAUGUUAGAGAGCCAUCAUAUAUCCACUCCAUUUUCUUGCCAGUUUUGUAAGGAAAGUUUUCCUGGUCCAAUUCCUUUGCAUCAACAUGAAAGAUACUUAUGUAAAAUGAAUGAAGAAAUUAAAGCAGUUCUCCAGCCCAAUGAAAAUAUAAUUCUCAACAAGCAAGGGGUGUUUGCUGAGAAACAAGCACUCCUGUUGUCAUCGGUACUUUCUGAGAAAGGAAUGACAAGCCCCAUAAACCUAUAUAAGGACCACAUGUCUGUUCUAAAAGCAUAUUAUGCCAUGAAUAUGGAGCCCAACUCUGACGAACUACUGAAAAUUUCAAUAGCUGUCGGCCUUCCUCAGGAAUUUGUGAAGGAAUGGUUUGAACAAAGAAAAGUUUAUCAAUAUGCAAAUUCCAGGUCACCGUCUUUGGAAAGGACCAGUGCUGAGAUGGCUCUGGCUACCAUCCUAAAUACUCCCACUAAAGACUCAGCCAGAUCGCCAAUAAAAUCUGUGGACUUUAUAACUUCACAAUCUAUAGCAGAACUUCAUAACCGGGUAUCAAAUUGUGAUACACCUCUCAGGCUAACAAAAUCGAACCAUUUUGCUAGUAUGAAACCAGUUCUUGAUAAAUUGGACCACUCCAGGAGCAACACUCCUUCUCCUUUAAACCUUUCUUCCACAUCUUCUAAAAACUCCCAUAGCAGUUCUUACACUCCAAACAGUUUCUCGUCAGAGGAACUUCAAGCUGAGCCCUUGGACUUAACUGUACCAAAACUAUUGAACGAAUCCAAAACUAUUAUUGCCACAAAGAACAAAUCUAAGCCCAACAACAUUACAGUUGAUCACAAUAGUGUUUCUUUAUCAUCUGAAACUGUAGAUGAGCCACUGAAUUUAACAUACAUCAAGAAGGAAUUUUGUAAUGCUAAUAUGGACAAAAGCACUAGCCCACUAUUUGGUCUAAACCCAUUUAGUGGUAAACCUUUGUAUUCAGCGCUUCCUCCACAGAGCGCAUUCCCACCAGCCACAUUUAUGCCCCCAGUACAGACAGGAAUUCCUGGACUACGAUCUUACCCAGGACUUGAUCAGAUGAGCUUCCUACCACACAUGGCCUAUACUUAUCCAAAUGGAGCUGCCACAUUUGCAGAUAUGCAGCAACGGAGAAAGUAUCAGCGCAAACAAGGAUUUCAGGGUGACUUGCUCGAUGGUACACAGGAUUACAUGUCAGGUCUCGAAGAUAUGACAGAUUCUGACUCCUGUCUGUCCAGGAAAAAGAUUAAGAAGACAGAAAGUGGCAUGUAUGCUUGUGACUUAUGUGAUAAGACAUUCCAGAAAAGCAGCUCUCUUCUGAGACACAAAUAUGAACAUACAGGAAAAAGGCCACACCAAUGUCAAAUCUGUAAAAAAGCAUUCAAACACAAACAUCAUUUAAUAGAACAUUCGCGACUGCACUCUGGCGAGAAGCCGUAUCAAUGUGACAAAUGUGGCAAACGCUUCUCGCAUUCUGGGUCUUACUCACAGCACAUGAAUCAUAGGUAUUCCUACUGUAAGAGGGAGGCAGAGGAAAGGGAAGCUGCAGAGAGGGAAGCACGUGAGAAGGGACAUUUGGAACCCACGGAGCUACUGAUGAAUAGAGCGUAUUUGCAAAGCAUAACUCCUCAGGGCUAUUCUGACUCAGAGGAAAGAGAAAGUAUGCCAAGAGACAGAGGAAGAGAAUUGGAGCAUGAAAAGGAAGGGGACGAUGUUUAUGACAAAUUGAGGAGACAAGUUGGUGAUGAGGAGUUUGAGGAAGAGGAAGAAGAGAGUGAAAAUAAAAGCAUGGACACAGAUCCGGACACAAUUAGAGAUGAAGAAGAGAAUGGUGACCAUUCAAUGGACGAUAGUUCGGAAGAUGGCAAAAUGGAAGCCAAAUCAGAUCAUGAAGAAGAGAUAAUGGAGGAUGGCAUGUAAUUGACUACUGCAUUUUAAGCUUCCUUUGUUUCCAGUAGUAUUGUUACUUGCUUGAAAACACUGCUGUUUUAAGAUGUUUAUGCACGUGCCUGAUGCUUCCAGGAAGCCUGUAUAGAUGAACUGAAGGGGGCAGUUCUGCCAAAAGUCAAAUAAAGUUUGAGUUGGUUAUUGUGAAGAACUGCAUUAUGCAAAAUUUUUGUACAGUAUUAAGGCCUAAAAACUGUGUGGUUCAAGAGACUAAACCCUGUGUUUAAUAGCAUUUAUACUUUAAGCACAAACAAAUAGUUAAUUGUAUGAAUUGCACUCUACUUAUAUAUCACUACAAACUUAAAAAAAAGAAGAUAUUUCUAAUUUAUAUUAAUACAUUUUUUAAAAGAAUAAAAAGUGCCCGCACUGUUGUACACCAGUAUUCCUAUUCCACUUUAAUUUAUGGUGCUCGCACUACGAUAUGUCAGUAUUAUGAUUCCUGCAUUCUCUACUUCAUUCUUCAUGAUUUCCAAAUGUAACCACACAAUUUUAGGCCUGAAUUUUAUUUUUAUAAUGCAAAGGAACGUGAAAAAAUAAGUGUAAUAGAAGUCUUAAAAGGUGUCCGGAUUUCGAAGGAAACGGGAUGAUAAAUAUAAAGAAAGCCUUUGUAAGGUGGUUAAAAAAAAAAAAAAGCCUUAUAUGCAAACCUUUUAAUCUGUGUGUUUCUGCAAGUGCCAUCCUUGUAUAGUGUUAUGAGGGUAACGGGUGUUACCUACGCACCAGCUUCAGUGUUAAGCUCACCCUGUUCUUUGAAGCACCCAUGUCAGUAUUAGAAGAAUAGGCAGCAGUUCCUUAGUUUACAUAUGUUUGUGCAAUUUUUUUCUGUAAUUAUUUUUGUUCAAUUUUGUCAGUAUUACACCAAACUUUUUUUUUUUUUCUGCAAUUUUUUUGCAUUCAUUUAAUUUUUAGGUCAAAUAACAUUUUAUUUAUGUGGCUCAUUUUAUAUUUCCUAAUUUUAUUUAUUUCAUACUGUAGUGUACAGUAUUAUAGUUCUUCAAUAUAGAUAUAUUUUAGUAAAAAAGGAACAUGAAGUUGAUCACUUGGGCAAAUUUUACGUAAAGAAAAGAGCAUUUAUUGUGUUUUUGAACAUUAAAUGUGAAAUUAUGCGAUUUUAUUAUUUUAAUUUUUUGGGGUUUUUUUUCCAAUUACUGGAAAUUCCAAAUUUGGGAACUUUUGAUACGAUCUUGUGAAAACACUGUAUUUUCGACUGAAAAAUUCCAAUUUCUUCAUCUUGUUUUUUAGCUAAAAAAAAAAAAAAAAAGAGGGACUGUUAAAUACAAUGUAUGAUACCAUGAUAAAAAAUUCUUUCCUGAAUUGUCUUUGUAAAAGUAUUAUUGAAUUUUCAAUUUGUAAUUUCUCUUGAAAACGACCAUGCUCGAAUAAAAAUGUAGCCAAACUA
This is a messenger RNA of Xenopus laevis (African clawed frog), 6689 nucleotides long. It is a transcript of the gene zeb2.S, whose product is annotated as zinc finger E-box binding homeobox 2 S homeolog. The record is from RefSeq and is a predicted model, not a curated record. The transcript has 10 exons. The coding region runs from base 1541 to 5263 and encodes 1240 amino acids. Gene Ontology annotation, cellular component: chromosome; nucleus. Gene Ontology annotation, biological process: regulation of transcription by RNA polymerase II; positive regulation of melanin biosynthetic process; positive regulation of Wnt signaling pathway. Lineage: Eukaryota; Metazoa; Chordata; Amphibia; Anura; Pipidae. Gene Ontology annotation, molecular function: DNA-binding transcription factor activity, RNA polymerase II-specific; DNA binding; RNA polymerase II cis-regulatory region sequence-specific DNA binding.